AGUAACGUCACCUGUCAAAGCUGUCAGCUGUCAGCAGCGCAUUUUCCCCAUUCAACUUUUAUCGAGUGUCUGCGAAAAAAGUAUUGGCAGAAUCAAGAUGUUCGCCCGCGCCGCCGCCAUCUCCCGCACCGGAAUGACCAACCUGGUCCGGUACUCGCACUCCCACGGUGGAAUCCCCGGCGAGAACCUCCCGUUCAGCCUGAACAACCGGUACAAGCUGACCGCGAUCUUUGUCGCCUUCUUCGGUUCCGGCCUGGGACUGCCCUUCUUCGUGCUGCGACACCAGCUGCUCAAGAUGUAAGGUGGGCGAAAUAAGUCCAGCUUAGUGUCCGGCGGCGAGGUUCCAGUUAGGCUUAAACAACCGGAGGAGGGUCGUCACUGAUCCCCGAAACCGGAUGUUUGUGGUGCGUUAAGAUGCAAAGUUAAAUCAAAUGCAAAAUAAAAGUAAUUAAAAGCA
Culex quinquefasciatus (southern house mosquito) is the source of this 457-nucleotide messenger RNA. Its product is annotated as cytochrome c oxidase subunit 7C, mitochondrial-like. The record is from RefSeq and is a predicted model, not a curated record. NCBI's taxonomy places the organism in Eukaryota, Metazoa, Arthropoda, Insecta, Diptera, Culicidae. Gene Ontology annotation, biological process: mitochondrial electron transport, cytochrome c to oxygen. The transcript is spliced from 3 exons. Bases 98 to 301 code for a protein of 67 amino acids.